Molecule: messenger RNA, 1875 nt
Organism: Branchiostoma belcheri (Belcher's lancelet)
Lineage: Eukaryota; Metazoa; Chordata; Leptocardii; Amphioxiformes; Branchiostomatidae
Product: mitochondrial inner membrane protein COX18-like
Exons: 8
Coding region: 137-1720 (527 amino acids)
Biological process (GO): protein insertion into mitochondrial inner membrane from matrix; mitochondrial respiratory chain complex IV assembly
Cellular component (GO): mitochondrial inner membrane
Molecular function (GO): membrane insertase activity
Source: RefSeq, a predicted model, not a curated record
UCUAUUUUAAGCGUUUUGAUGCGGUUUCAAGAUGGCUGCCCCCAUGAGACGAUUUUUCUUUUUUAAAUAAGUCCACCAAAAACCUCGGUUUUUGAACACUGACCGGCUUUACCUGAACCCCAAGUCGGCUCGCACCAUGUCUGCUAGCUCGUUAUUCAGGAACUGUCCUGGUUUUCAGGUUCUAAAACAGUCAUCGCAGCUGUGGAGGAAAUUUCCCAGCUGCCCUCAUGUCGGCACCAGCAGACGCCACAGUUCAAGAACAAGAAGGUUUUUCCCAAGGAGCCUCUUCUGUCUCCCUCCCUGCCGACAAGGCACAGACUGUCACACCUGUAACAGGAGACUUCGGCAGUCUGUCAGACUACUCAGCAUUUCCUCAAGAAACGGGACCUUCCUCCUAAGGACUGCUCCCUGCCUGAAAUGUAGGAAUGUGUCUGUUCUGGUGUGUAGCAGGCAGAUGUCUACAGAAGCAUCUGCAGUACAGGUGUCUACAGAAACAACUGCAGCUGCUGCACUGGAACAGGUGUCUACAUCUGCAGUGGAGCAGGUGUCUAUAGAAACAACUGCAGUGGAACAGGUGUCUACAGCUGCAGCAGCUGCAGUACAGGUGUCUCCAGCUGCGUCUGCCCCGUCAGGCCUGUACGCUGACCUGUUCGGCCCUGACUCGCCGCCGGUCCAGGCGGCCAUGACACUCCUACAGUCAGCACACCUCCAGACCGGGCUGCCGUGGUGGGCAACCAUCGUCAUGACAACGGCCGUACUGCGGCUGGGCCUGACCUUCCCGCUGGCUGUAUACCAGGCGCAGGUGAUUGCGCGCGUUGAGCUCCUUGCACCUGAGCUCGGCCGGUUCGCUGCCGCGCUGCGACGUCAGGUGUCUGUUGCCGGGCAACAGCGAGGCUGGACCGAGAAGCAGAUGAGGAGGAAGUUCAAUCUCAAGAUGCGGGAGUUCCGUACAUCCCUGUAUAUCCGAGACAACUGCCACCCGUUCAAGGGCAGCCUUCUGGUCUGGGUCCAACUUCCGCUGUUCGUGUGUGUGUCCUUCGCUCUGCGGCACCUGACAGGGACCUUCCAGGGGGGACAGGGGGCAGCCACCCUGCAGCCUGACAUGGUAUCCCAGGGUGCCCUGUGGUUCACUGACCUGACGGCCGCUGACCCCACACUGCUGCUGCCUGUGCUGCUGGGGACUCUCAACCUCGUCAUUGUGGAGAUGCACAGCCUGCAGCAGGUAGAGAAGACACGCACGCAGGCCGUCCUCACCAACUUCUUCAGGGGCAUCUCUGUUCUCAUGGUGAUGGUGGCAGCCUACAUGCCAGCGGCCAUGACCCUCUACUGGACGUCGUCCUCAGCCGUCGGACUGGCCCAGAACAUCCUCCUCAAGUUGCCACGGUUACGGCAAGCCUGCCGCAUUCCCCCCACCCCCCGGGACUCGCCCACUCCCUUCCGGGACAUGGCGGCCACCCUGGGGCAGAAACUCCGAGCGGGGAAGGAAAAAACAGCCGCAAAGUCCUUCCUGCAGGCCAUGACCCUCUACUGGACGUCGUCCUCAGCCGUCGGACUGGCCCAGAACAUCCUCCUCAAGUUGCCACGGUUACGGCAAGCCUGCCGCAUCCCCCCCACCCCCCGGGACUCCUCCACCCCCUUCCGGGACAUGGCGGCCACCCUGCGGCGGAAACUCGCAGGGAAGGAAAAACCAGCAGCAAAGUCCGGACAACAGAGAUUAUGAUAACAAAUAGAAAGGUAACAUUUGCAAAGCAGAUACAUAAUGUUUACCUUCGCAUAUGGUAAUUCUUACUCAUUCACAAACGUGUGGUGACAGAAGUCAAAAUCCCUCAUACUAUGAAAUUGCAACAUCAUGUAACCCAACAACAGUUACCAUGG